Messenger RNA from Trypanosoma rangeli, 594 nucleotides. Its product is annotated as surface protease GP63. NCBI's taxonomy places the organism in Eukaryota, Euglenozoa, Kinetoplastea, Trypanosomatida, Trypanosomatidae. Gene Ontology annotation, molecular function: metalloendopeptidase activity. The transcript has a single exon. Gene Ontology annotation, biological process: proteolysis; cell adhesion. Gene Ontology annotation, cellular component: membrane. The record is from RefSeq and is a predicted model, not a curated record. The annotation marks the transcript as partial.
UGGUUUGGGGAGCCCGGGCGUGCUGCUGCGCUGAGGAAAUGUGUGGCGCUGCCUUUUUCGUCCCUUUUUUGUAUUGUGUUCUUCUUUUCUUAUUCUGCAGAGAAGGCAUUUGCCGCUGCUACUAAUGCAGUUGUCCCCAACAAACGAAGGCGGUGCGGGCAAUUUCUUCAGGCGGUGCGCCGGCCACGCUACCUCGCCCCGUGUUUUCCACUGGCGCUGCUCCUGCUGCUGUUGGCGGUGCAGUGUGCCGGUGGGUGUCUUGCCGUCGCAGCUCCCGCCCGAGAGGGACGCGGCAGGUUCGACGAGCUGUUGUGGAAGAGCGGCCGGUCGCCUACUGCGGUGGUGCGUGAGCUGCCGCGCAAGGGGCAGGGCGCGAUGCAGGCGUACACCGUCGCCGCAAAGGAGGAGGGCAACAGCGGAUGGGCGCCCAUCCGCAUUUUUGUCUCCACUGAAGAUCUGAGGGACCCAAAUAAGUACUGCAAUGAAAUUGGUGUGUCCCGUACGGACCUCACGCGCGGGUUGUUACCUUGCCAGGAGCAGCACGUGUUGAAGGCGGAGAGGAAGAAGAAGAACGAAAACUUUCCCCUUUUUUGA